Cuscuta europaea is the source of this 2164-nucleotide messenger RNA. NCBI's taxonomy places the organism in Eukaryota, Viridiplantae, Streptophyta, Magnoliopsida, Solanales, Convolvulaceae. The record is from the annotation of a GenBank genome assembly.
AACUGUCACACUACUUCUUCACUGGCGUGGAGUGAAUGCAAGUGAAGCAAUACAAAGCAGGCAGAAAUGGCUUCCUUCUCCUCUCUCUCGAAACCCAUUUCACGAACCCCCAAAAAUCCCACUUUUUUCCUUUUGUUCCCCAGCAAUCUUGCACUUCCACGAUUUUCAGUCGCCAAUCCUACAUCUACCUCAUCCACGUUCAUUCGAUUAUCCACUUCCCUUCAUUCAAAUCAGAUCCAAACUUCUCCGGGAAUUAUUGCAAAGGCACAAGCUUCUCAAUCAUCUGCAGAUGUCACACUUCUGUCCUGCUAUGAGGCCAUUGAGAGGCUAAGAGCAAGUAGGGAGAGUUACCCAAAGAAGGAGCAAUAUCUGGCAAUGUAUUCUAGCAUUUUCGGAGGAAUAGUAACUGAUACAGCUGCCAUGGUCAUUCCCAUGGACGACCACAUGGUGCAUAGAGGACAUGGUGUUUUUGAUACUGCUGCCAUUAUGGAUGGCAGCAGAAGAUGGAGAUGAGGGUAAUGAAGAUAGCGUAUGGAUGGAGGGGCGAAGAUGGAGAUGAGGGUAAUGAAGAUAGCGUAUGGAUGGAGGGGUGGUCGGGAAGGGGCGUUAAAGCCACUACCAACAAAGAUGAGUGUGAUCAAACCCAGACUUACUUAUCUAGGGGUUUUAGGGGUAGUUGAUAAACUCCACGAUUAUGAAAGCGCAAGCUCCGACAGACGACACUUAGUUAACAAAAAAAGAAUAUCACUCCAAGCUAAGGCUGGUGUGGGCCCUUGUGCCUUGGAUAAUCAUAGGCAGAUUUUUUUUUGAUGAUUCAGGUGUCGGUGCUUGCACUCCCGUAAUCCUGGAGUCAUUGGGAGCAAGACCUCCCUCAUCUCCGCUAUUUGUGCCUAGCGGAUUUCGAACUCGAGACCUCCACUAGACCUGGGUAACCUCCCAUCCAGCGAGCUGGAAUGCUUGGUUAUAGGCAGAAAUUUUGAUCUUAUUGCAUGUGGUCCAGUAAUGUCAUGUCAUCGCUGCCCGCAUCUUUACGAGCUGGAUGAACACAUUGAGCGGUUGCUGAGAUCUGCAGCCAUGGCCAAAAUAAAACCUCCCUUUGAUAAAGAAUGCAUCAGGAGGAUACUCAUCCAGACAGUAAGUGCUUCCAAGUGCAGAAAAGGUUCACUAAGAUAUUGGCUUUCUACAGGACCGGGCGAUUUUCAAGUAUCACCAUCAGGUUGCCACCAAUCAGCUCUUUAUGCUAUUGUAAUACAAAAGCAAUCACCAUCAAAUCACGAGGGUGUUAAAGUAAUAACAUCAUCCAUCCCAAUAAAACCUCCACAGUUUGCUGUGAUGAAGAGUGUGAACUAUCUUCCUAAUGUGCUUUUGAAGAUGCAAGGAGAAGAGAAGGGUGCAUUUACCGGGAUAUGGUUAGAUGGAGACGGGUUUAUUGCUGAGGGACCGACAAUGAAUGUCGCUUUUGUGACCAAGGAAAAGGAGCUUUUGAUGCCUGACUUUAAGAACAUUCUUAGCGGGCUUACCGCUAAACGGGCUUUAGUACAUGCUCAAGCUUUGGUAAAAGACGGUAUAUUACGCUCCAUUAGACUAAGUAAUGUGUCUGUUGAUGAGGGAAAGAGUGCAAGGGAGAUGAUGUUAAUUGGCAGUGGUGUUAUAGUCCAUCCAGUGGUGCAGUGGGAUGACCAGAUCAUAGGUGAUGGUAAAGAAGGUCCAGUAACUCAAGCUUUACGAAAUCUCAUCUUGGAGGACAUGAAGUCAGGUCCGGCCACCAUCCGAGUUCCUGUUCCAUACUAAACCGUUUCCUCCGAGAUUACCUUUAUCUCUGCAGGGAUGUCCCUAUCUCAUGAUCCAAGUCUUCAAAAUUUUAAAACAAACCAAAUUGUGAAAGUGGAACAUAUAUAUUGGAAAGUCUUGAACACUCAUGCUGGAAUUGCUGGGCACUUUGAAGUUUGCCAAGUCCAAUUUAAAAUAUGACUGCCUGGUUGGUGUCAAAAUUUCUGUCUUAGAAGAGCCAAACUUAAAUAUUUCUUUGUACAAAAAAUAAUCAUGUAUGAAUGAAUAAGAGAAUUUAAUUGUCUUUAUAUCUUAAUUUGCCAUAAUGUUGACUGUUGAGUGCUAUGAAACCUCAUAAAAUAAAUAAGGGUACGGUAUCUACAAUACAUUUAAU